AUGGUAGACAGUGGAACACAGAAUAGAGAGGCCAAUGAACCCAUUGUAAAACCUGCAGCUGUGAUGGAUUACAACUUCGAUGUGCAGUUAGUGGACAAAUGUGACAUGCAGAUUGGAUUUGCUGAUAGUAUUCGCAAGAGUGCACAGCUGCAGCAGCUGACAGUGAUCAGCAGCAGCACGAUGCUACAGCAGCAGCAGACGUUACAGCAGCAGCAGACGGUUCUACACCAGCAGCUCAGACUGACGGUGGGGAAAAAGCAGCGCACUACAGUGCUACAGCCACAGCAGACGAUUACAGCGCACGACGAUGCUACGCAGCAGCGACGGGACCAAAGCAGCAGCGCAGCUUACCACCAAAAAACGAUUUCAGAAAACAGUACAGUGGUACUUAAAUUUUAUUAUUUUUUGUCAGAAUAUCAGCUUAGCAAAGAAGUUAGUGUUGUUGAUGAUGUUGGAACACCACUGGAAGUAUACCGAGACUGGGUUGCUCCUAACAGACCUGUUAUAUUCAGAGGAGCUGUCAGAGACUGGCCAGCCAUCAAGAAGUGGACCUUUGACUACCUUAGAGAACAAAUUGGCAGUAAGAGUGUGAGUGUUGCUGUCACUCCUAAUGGUUAUGCCGACGCUCCCUACAAUGGAUAUUUUGCCAUGCCAGAAGAGCGCUCUAUGAAGUUCAGCACUUUCCUUGAUAUAAUGGAGGAUCCCAAAAACUACCCAGGGGUGUUUUAUGUGCAGAAACAAAACUCCAAUUUUACCACAGAGUUCACAGAGCUUCUUGCUGAUGCAGCUCCAGAUAUACCAUGGUUCACUCAAGCGCUUGGUCAACCUCCUGAUGCUGUGAAUUUCUGGAUGGGUGACCAACGGGCUGUUUCAUCAA
Cherax quadricarinatus is the source of this 877-nucleotide messenger RNA. NCBI's taxonomy places the organism in Eukaryota, Metazoa, Arthropoda, Malacostraca, Decapoda, Parastacidae. The record is from RefSeq and is a predicted model, not a curated record.